Molecule: messenger RNA, 4191 nt
Organism: Salarias fasciatus (jewelled blenny)
Lineage: Eukaryota; Metazoa; Chordata; Actinopteri; Blenniiformes; Blenniidae
Gene: ift122
Product: intraflagellar transport 122 homolog (Chlamydomonas)
Exons: 29
Coding region: 92-3649 (1185 amino acids)
Biological process (GO): intraciliary retrograde transport; protein localization to cilium; non-motile cilium assembly
Cellular component (GO): non-motile cilium; intraciliary transport particle A
Molecular function (GO): protein binding
Source: RefSeq, a predicted model, not a curated record
CCUGACAACAGCCUCUGGUAUGAAGAGAGGAGAAACAACCUGUUGAUUCACAUAAAAAUACUGCAGCUCGGAUUUCCAUUUGGAACUGGAAAUGAGAGCGGUACUUGCAUGGAAAGAGACGAUUCGAGACCAAUGUGUGUACGACAUUGCCUUCAAACCAGAUGGAAGCCAAAUCAUAAUUGCUGCAGGGCUUCGUGUGUUGGUAUAUGAUGCAGCAGAUGGAGCGAUUAUUCAUCCUUUAAAAGGACACAAAGACAUUGUAUACUGUGUGGCCUAUGCUAAAGAUGGUAAAAGGUUUGCCUCGGGGUCAGCAGACAAAAGCAUCAUCAUCUGGACUUCUAAGUUGGAGGGAAUUUUGAAAUAUACUCACAAUGACUCUAUCCAGUGUGUUGCCUACAACCCUGUCACUCACCAACUUGCCUCCUGCUCUUCUGGUGACUUUGGUCUGUGGUCUCCAGAGCAAAAAUCUGUGAAUAAGCACAAAGUGAGCAGUAAAAUAACAUGCUGUGGGUGGACAAACGACGGGCAAUACCUUGCCCUUGGCAUGAUGAAUGGGGUGGUGAGCAUACGGAACAAGAACGGAGAGGAGAAGGUCAAAAUAGAGCGUCCAGGAGGCUCCUCCUCCCCUAUCUGGUCCAUAGCCUGGAAUCCAUCUAAGGAUGAGCACAAUGACAUCCUGGCUGUGGCAGACUGGGGCCAGAAGCUCUCCUUCUAUCAGCUCAGUGGAAAACAGAUUGGAAAAGACAGGACUCUCACCUAUGACCCGUGCUGCAUCAGCUAUUUCUCCAAGGGCGAGUACAUCGUCAUGGGAGGCUCCGAUAAACAGGCGUCGCUCUACACAAAAGAUGGCGUGCGGUUGGGAACCAUCGGGGAGCAGAAUGCCUGGGUGUGGACGUGCCGGGUGAAGCCCGACUCCAACUUUGUGGUGCUGGGCUGCCAGGAUGGGACCAUCGCCUGCUACCAACUCAUCUUCAGCACGGUUCACGGCCUCUACAAGGAUCGCUAUGCUUACAGAGACAGCAUGACUGAUGUGAUCGUGCAGCACCUCAUCACCGAACAAAAAGUGAGGAUCAAGUGUCGUGAGCUGGUGAAGAAGAUUGCCAUCUAUCGAAACCGUCUCGCCAUCCAGCUACCUGAGAAGAUCCUCAUCUACGAGCUCUACUCGGACGACUCAGCGGACAUGCACUACCGCAUCAAGGAGAAGAUCAGCAGGAAGUUUGAGUGCAACCUGCUGGUGGUUUGCUCCCAGCAUAUCAUUCUCUGCCAGGAGAAGAGGCUCCAGUGUCUGUCCUUCACCAGCGUCAGGGAGAAAGAAUGGGUGAUGGAAUCUCUAAUUCGCUACAUCAAAGUGAUUGGUGGCCCGCCGGGCAGAGAGGGUCUGCUGGUGGGGUUAAAGAACGGAGCGAUCCUGAAGAUCUUUGUUGACAACCCAUUUCCCAUCACGCUGCUCAAGCUGUCAACAUCGGUGCGCUGCCUGGACAUGAGUGCCUCCCGCAAUAAACUGGCUGUGGUGGACGAGCACAACACUCUCCUGGUCUAUGACAUUAACAGUAAAGAGCUGCUCUUUCAGGAGCCUAAUGCCAACAGCGUGGCCUGGAACACCCAGUGCGAGGACAUGCUGUGCUUCUCCGGGAACGGCUACCUUAACAUUAAAGCCAGCAACUUUCCCGUACACCAGCAGAAGAUGCAGGGCUUUAUGGUCGGUUACAAUGGCUCCAAGAUAUUCUGCCUUCAUGCCUACUCCAUGUCUGCAGUCGAGGUGCCUCAGUCAGCGCCCAUGUACCAGUACCUGGAGAGGAAGAUGUUUAAGGAGGCUUACCAGAUCGCCUGUCUGGGUGUGACAGACAGCGACUGGAGGGAUUUGGCCACAGAAGCCCUGGAAGGACUCGACUUUGACACAGCAAAGAAGGCCUUUAUUAGAAUACGAGACCUGCGUUACUUGGAACUCAUCAACAGCAUUGAGGAGAGGAAGAAGCGGGGCGAGAACGACAAUGAGCUGUUCCUGGCAGACGUCUAUGCCUACCAGGGGAAAUUCCACGAGGCAGCCAAGCUCUACAAACGCACCGGCCACGAAUCCCGAGCCCUCAGCAUGUACACUGACCUGCGCAUGUUUGAUUACGCCAAGGAGUUUGUUGGGGCAACAGACCCGAAGAGCUCCCGGAUCCUGAUGACCAAGCAGGCAGAUUGGGCUAAGAGCAGCAAGGAGCCGCGGGCGGCAGCGGAGAUGUAUCUGUCAGCAGGAGAACAUCUCAAAGCUAUAGACAUCAUAGGCGAACACGGCUGGGCGGACAUGCUGAUCGACAUCGCCCGAAAAUUGGACAAAGCCGAACGCGAACCGCUGGCAAAGUGCGCUCUCCACUUCAAGAGGCUGAAGCACCACGGCUAUGCCUCGGAGACCUAUUCCAAGAUGGGGGACUUGAAGGCUCUGGUGCACCUGCACGUAGAAACCCGGCACUGGGAGGAGGCCUUCUCCCUGGUGGAGAAGCACCCCCAGUUCAAAAACGACGUCUUUGUGCCUUAUGCUCAGUGGCUGGCUGAAAACGAUCGCUUUGAGGAGGCGCAGAAAGCUUUUCACAAAGCUGGUCUUCAGAAUGAAGCUGUGAAAGUCCUGGAGCAGCUUACCCACAAUGCCGUGGUGGAGAACAGGUUCAACGACGCGGGGUACUACUACUGGAUGCUGUCUAUGCAGUGUCUGGACAUUGCCAGAGAAAGUGAAGAGCAGAAGGAUGAAAUGCUUAAAAAGUUUGAGCGUUUCCAGCAUCUGGCUGAGCUCUACCAUGUCUAUCGCUCCAUUCAGCGUUACACGGAUGAGCCCUUCAGCUCCCACAUGCCGGAGACGCUCUUCAACAUCUGCAGGUUUCUCCUGAACAACCUCACCAAGGACAUACCACCAGGCAUUUCUAAAGUAAACACGCUGUACGCGUUGGCCAAGCAGAGUCGAAAGCUGGGUGCGUUCAAGCUGGCUCGGUAUUGCUACGAGAAGCUCCAGGAGCUGCACAUUCCCUCACGCUUCCAGGAGUGCAUCGAGCUGGGCAGCCUCACAAUCCGGUCCAAGCCCUUCCAUGACAGUGAGGACCUGAUUGAGAGCAUGAUGUGCUACCGCUGCUCCACCAACAACCCGCUGCUGAACAGCCUGGGCAGCGUCUGCAUCAACUGCCGGCAGCCUUUCAUCUACUCGGCGUCGUCGUACGAGGUGCUGCCCCUGGUCCAGUUCUACCUGGAGGAGGGCAUCGGCGACGAGGAGGCGCUCUCCCUCAUCGACCUGGAGGUUCCCGACAGAGACCAGAAGGAAGCGCAGUCGCAACAUUUGGACGGCGGAGAGUCACAGUCCCUGAAGCUGAACGACGGGUUCGACGAUGCGGAUGAAGAUCCGUUCACAGCCAAAAUGAGCUUUGAGCAGGGGGGUUCGAACUUUGUCCCCGUCAAGGUGAGCCGCUCGGUGCUGCGCUCCAUGAGCAGGAGGGACGUCCUGAUCAAACGCUGGCCCCGGCCGCUCAAAUGGGAAUACUUCCGCUCCCUGCUGCCUGACGUGAGCAUCACCAUGUGCCCCACCUGCUUCAAGAUGUUUCACAGCGAGGAUUACGAACUCCUGGUGCUGCAGCACAACUGCUGCCCGUACUGUCGCCGACCGAUCGACGAACCAAACUGAUCGAGUGAAAAACCGGAGCAGCUAUUUUAAACAUUUCGCAUUUUGCACCCUCCAGCUAAUCUUCUGUCUUUUGCAGUUUCGUCCCGCCGUUGAUUUUUGUGCGUUGUGUCACUCCAUUUAUAUUUGCAUUUCAAGCAAGUUGUCCCUGUAAUGUUCUUGGUGUAUUCCGUAGUGUGGAUGUGUAAUUGAAGCCCCCUUUCAAGAGCGGCUCUUUGUUUUUUCAUGGCUGAGUGGCUGAAGUAAUACGACAAGCGGUUGUGUGUGUUGGUCAUUAUAGAGGGAAAGAAAAGUGCACCAUCAGCUUAUCAACCCAACUGGAUUAUUAACAUCAGAUUACCUUGGGCUGUCAGUGUGGGUACACCGAGUCUAAAAUAAGAAUAGAAAACAGCCCAUUUAUUUCAAAACGCUAUUUUCAUAAAUUAAAUUCUGUUUGUCUGCAUGUCCUUCAGCUUCCGCAAUGCAGCUGUGCUAUAUGUUUGACAUGACAUCUUUUCAGUCAUGGAUGUCUUUUUUAUUGUUCGGAGAAGAAUGUUUUUUUGAAU